Penicillium macrosclerotiorum is the source of this 3093-nucleotide messenger RNA. Its product is annotated as putative beta-galactosidase. Gene Ontology annotation, molecular function: beta-galactosidase activity; carbohydrate binding. Lineage: Eukaryota; Fungi; Ascomycota; Eurotiomycetes; Eurotiales; Aspergillaceae. The transcript is spliced from 2 exons. Gene Ontology annotation, biological process: lactose catabolic process. The record is from RefSeq and is a predicted model, not a curated record. Gene Ontology annotation, cellular component: beta-galactosidase complex. The coding region runs from base 1 to 3093 and encodes 1030 amino acids.
AUGUCUUUCCCUCAAGCUCGCCCAGAUUGGAACAACCUUGAGGUCAUCCAUCGGGGAACACUUCCCCCACGGGCACAUUUCUACACUUACAGUAGCGAGAAGGAGGCUCUCACUUUGAACCGUGACUUGAGCGAGUAUAUAUCGCUCAACGGCACUUGGAAAUUCCGCCAUGAUGCCUCCCCCUUUGAGGCACCCGAAUGGGCAUCCGCCAACCCAUUAACAUGGGAUGACAUCAAAGUGCCAGGAAUGUGGCAACUUCAAGGUUACUCACAUCCGGCCUAUACAAAUGUUAACUAUCCAUUCCACGUCAAUCCUCCUGAGGUACCAAUACUGAAUGAAACCGGAUCUUACUGGAGGCAAUUUGUGACUCCCGUCGCGUGGGAGGGACAUCAGAUACGCCUCCGGUUUGAGGGUGUCGAUAGCUCCUUUCAUCUGUGGAUCAAUGGACAAGAGAUUGGCUAUUCUCAAGGCUCACGAAAUCCUAGUGAAUUUGAUAUAACUUCACAUUUGAAGCCGGCUGGAUCCAUCAAUACCCUCUCUGUGCGAGUGUACGAGUUCUGUGAUGGGUCUUAUAUUGAGCGUCAGGACCAGUGGCUUUUGAGUGGCAUCUUUCGAGACGUUGGCUUGCUUGCCUUUCCUCAGAACUCAAUCACCGACUUCACGGUUGUUCCAACACUGAGUGAUGAUUUAUCCUCAGGUCAACUUGUCUCCAGCGUUCAAAUCCAGGGUGGGCAUGGGCCUGUCCAGGCGAAGCUUUAUGCUCCCGAUGGUACGCUUCUCAGCGAUCUGGAGUUUCAGAGCAAUGAAUCUAGUACUAUUGAAAUAUCUGGCACCGACUUGAAACUGUGGUCAGCUGAGGCCCCAGUUCUAUAUACUUUACUCAUCUCUUUCCAUGGGCGCACAAUUCCACAGCGCAUUGGCUUCCGACGCAUUGAACAAAAGGAUUCUAACUUUUUGGUGAAUGGCAAGCCAAUCAUAUUGUAUGGUAUGAAUCGCCAUGAACACCAUCAUCUCUACGGUCGCGCCGUUCCGUAUGAGAGCAUGCGUGCGGACCUCGUUUUGAUGAAGAAGUAUAAUAUCAAUGCUUUGCGAUGUGCGCACCAACCGAACGAUCCCAGGCUUUACGAGGUCUGUGACGAACUGGGCCUCUAUGUCAUAGCCGAGGCAGACCUUGAGACGCAUGGGUUUGACCCUGUAGAGCGGUCUAACAUCCAGAACCAGCACCUGAUGAGCGAAUACGAGAUCCAGGAGACAUCAUACAAGAUGGCUAAAAAAUGGACUUCCGAUAACCCAAAAUGGAAGGAUGCUUAUAUGGAUCGAGCCGUGGAGCUUGUUCAACGAUUCAAGAAUUUUUCUUGUAUCAUUUUCUGGUCUCUGGGAAAUGAGGCAUUCUAUGGUCAAAACCAUGCUAGCAUGUAUAAAUGGAUCAAAGAGGCAGAUCCGACCCGUCUCGUUCACUACGAGGGUGAUAGAGAUGCAAUCACUGCGGACCUGUACUCUACCAUGUACUGGAGUAUUGAUGGGCUUAAAAAGCACAUCAGCGAAAAGACUGAUAAGCCUCUCAUCCAGUGCGAGUACGGCCAUGCAAUGGGAAAUGGCCCAGGUGGACUACAGGAGUACAUCGAGCUGUAUCGAACUCAGAAACUUCUUCAAGGCGGCUUCAUUUGGGAAUGGUGUAAUCACGGCCUUCUCAAGCGCGACGGCGACACAUCAUAUUAUGCCUAUGGUGGGGAUUUUGGAGACCAACCAAAUGAUGCUGACUUCAUUCUGGAUGGGAUGGUAUUCUCCGAUCACACUCCCACACCUGGACUAAUAGAAUAUAAAAAGGCCAUCGAACCAGUUACCGUUUCAUUGGUUGACGGUCGGCUUAAGGUUGUAAACAACUAUGAUUUCAAGACCCUCGACCACUUGUCAGCCUCAUGGUAUAUUGCUAAAGAGUCGGGAAACUCACAGUCGGUACCUUGGAAGUUACCCCUGAUCCAGGCAGGAGAGUCCCACGUCCUAGAUUUCCCAGAAGGCGCAAGUUUUACCUCUGAGCCCACCUGGUUGACUAUCAACUUUUGUCUUAAGGAGGCAACAGCCUGGGCACCCGAAGGUCAUGAGGUUGCUUGGGCGCAGGUCCCUUUAUUCGAGGAACCAAAGCCUGGAAUCUCCCUCCCACCACACUCGACAACCGCAAGUCUCUCCGUACUUGAGAGGCAGGGUAGACUUUAUAUCUCUUCCGAUUCUUUUGGAUCCCACUUCACGUACGAUCUCAUCAGGGGUGAUCUGUCUUGGUCUACUGAUAAAGGCAAGAUAUUUCACAGCGGACCUCAGCUGGGUAUAUAUCGUGCUUUGACACAGAAUGACCUAGGCAUGCAGGGCCCUCAUGUCGAAUGGGAUCGCUUUCGUGUGCAGAGCACCCGCAUGUUGAUGCAGUCAGCAACCUGGAGCAUAAGACCAGACGGAAGCGUUUGCAUCAGGGCCAAAGUUCGAGUUGCACCCACGGUUCUAGAGUGGGCGCUGGACGCAACCAUUGAUUAUACAGUAACCGCAUCUUCUGUGGCUCUCCAUAUAAAAGGAGACUUCACUGGUACAUACCCGAAGUAUAUCCCCAGACUUGGCUUGACUCUCCGUCUGCCACAGCGGUAUGAUGCGGCUACCUGGUUUGGCAGAGGCCCCGGGGAGUCCUAUCGUGACAAGAAGGCCGCCGCUCGAUUUGGCACCUAUACUGCGUCUCUUGACGACGGUCUCCAAACAUUGUACGAGUGGCCACAAGAAAACGGCAACCGUACUGACACGCGAUGGGUAAAAUUCCAUUCGUCUCCUCCAAGCGUUUCAUAUGCUGCCUCCGCUGGAGCACUAGCGCCUCUUCCCGAGAUCAAGACCAGGGUUGAUAGACCAUUCAAUUUCUCACUCCGAAAAUAUGCCACAGCCGAGCUUGACCGUGCAAUGCACCCUCAUGAGCUGUCAGAGCUGCAUGGCGAAACGGAGCUCAAUAUCGAUCUUGCGCAUGAUGGAAUCGGCACGGCAAGCUGCGGCCCCGGUGCUUUUGAAGGCAAUAGGCUUGAGACUCAACCGUUCGAGUUCACUACCUUAUUCAGUAUCAACUAA